UAUUGUUUUGGUUCAUAUUGAACUGUUGAUAUCAAUUCUACUGUACAUUCGCCCAACUAGUUUUUAUACAAAAGUUAAAACAAAAUAACCGAUCCGCUACACGGUCUAUUGGAAUGAGAGUUAGAGAAUUAGUCCGUGGAAUAAUUUCCAUGUUCCACUGGUUGGGGUAUUUAAAUUCCAACAAUUUGAUUUCUCAGUCUCCAACUUCUAUGUGAAGCGUUAGUAGGUCGAUAUAAGUAGAAGUUGAAAGACCGAGCGUGCGUCAGAUAAACGUAAACAUUAUAAUGAUUAUUGUUGUUAUGCUUCUAUAAAAGUAAAUUAUAUGAUUGUCAUAUUUUAAGUGGAUAAAUUCUUUAUACCCGUUGUUCAGAAUUCGUGUGGUGAUUGUGUCAAGGGUUGAGGCCGACAGUCAAAAGAAAUGAAAGGAGAACAAGAGGAAUCCCAUUCACCAACCAGUUCGCCAAGUACUAAAAAAGGAAGUAUCAGUGACGGGCUGCUGAUAGUUCCAAACAAUGUGAGAUGCUUAUCAAAAACGGUUACAGAGCAUAGAAGAAUGGGUUCCACAGGUACCACAGGCGAUGAAUCUUACACAACAGACGACGAAGAUGACGUCGACGAACCUGAUAUCACAAUCAAAGAUCACGUGACCCGUAAAUUGUUCAAUAAUCAUGACCCCGGGACAUUUGGUUGUUUUUCUGAUAUAUCCACAAUAACCGAUAAAGUCAGACACUUAAGUGUGAUGCAUAGAAAUAGUUCGGACAGUUCGGUAUAUAGUGACAAAUACGCCGAAGAAUUAUGUUUGGAUGACAAGAAUCACGAUAGUGCCGCUAGUAGUAAUUGUAGUUGUGCGAAUGCCUCAGACGAAUCAAAAGAACAAUCUUUUGAAAGAUUACGAAGCGAAUUGAAAGAAGCUAAUCAAGUACUGAAGUUACGAGAUCAAGAAUUGAGUCGAUUGAGUAGAAUACGACAAGAUGUCGAAUCGGAAUUGGAGGAUUUGACAGCCAGUUUAUUUCAGGAAGCACAUACGAUGGUUCGAGAAGCCAACGAAAAACAAGCUGCCGCGGAAAAAGCUCUCAAAGAAAGUCAGAUGAAAGUCGACGUUUUGACUGCCGAAGUAGCUGCUCUAAAAACUCUAGUCUUAACAUCAACUCCUAGUUCACCAAAUCCUCAUUUACAUCCUCAAAUAGGUAACGGAAAAGACGAAGCUGGAGUGGUGAUGUUUGCUAAAAAACAUCGACGUUCCCCAUCCCAUUUCAAUCUCAAAUAUGGUAGAGAAAAUUCUCCGCCAGAUUCUCCGGUAAAGGAGGUCGUUCAUAUUUGUUCGGAGAUAGAAAGUAAAGAUGGUUUGGAGGUCGAUCCAGUGAUUCAUAAAGAAUUCCUCGCUUGGCGACAGAAACCAGUUGUUGAUAAAGGCGAUCCAUUCAUUCGACGAAUUUACGACGAAGACAUAAAUUUAUGUUUACAUUUCAACAACGAGGAACUAUCCAGCCGUGUUGGUCGAGCUGUCGAGUCCGGUACGAUCCUCAUCGAGGCUGUCAGCGACAAAACCAAGGCGAUGUUUCCAAAAAAGUGCGCGUUACUGGAAGUUCCAAGGUUAUGUUUUUAUAGAAUGAAUAUAGGAGAAACUGACGACUGGUACAACAUAUCUCAAAUAUGCCGGAAUAGGAUAAUUGCAGUCUGUGAUUUUUUAAAUUAUCUCAAAUAUAUAGAAGGAGGUUUAGUGAAAAGUUCUGCGCACGACAUCUAUUGGGAGAUCGUACGAUUAAGGAAGAAUAUGUGUCUCGCACGACUAGGUCUCGUUUUAUCAUGAAAUCCUCGUUGUCGCUAGUACUCCGAAGACGUGCCAAAUUAUUUUUAUAGUUUGUUGUAGAUCUGAUAAUUUUAUCUAAACCAAAGAUUAUCGUUAGUUGAUAAAAACAAGCAACUAUUUCGUAGAUACUAUUUCAAAUAGAGCUAGUAAACAGUUUUUUAAUGUUAGCUGUUUAAAAUGUACCGUUAAUACUUAGAAGAUGGUAAAUUUCAAUGCAGCAAAAUGGAUAAUAUGACAUAGAGUUUCUCAAACUGUUUUCCUAGUAAACCACUUGUAGUGAUGUCAGUGGACGAUGAAAAUUUACAGGGACUCCUGUCAAAUCUUCCCUUGAUCCCCAGGGGUUCUUCUAGACCAUUUUGGGAUCACUAAUCUAACAUGACAGUAAAAAAGGAGAUUGAUAAAUAAAUUUAUACAUUGGAGUACAGACAAUUUAUUCAUAAUUCCCAUGGUUGGUUUAUAAUUAUUGUCAUUAACAAGAAACCUUUUUUUAGCAAUUUUUUCCACAAUAAACAAUUGUCUGGGAAUUUUUUCUUAUAUUCAGAACGAUUUUUAUCAGUAUGAUGAAGUAGUUGCUAGUUUAUUAAACGAAAAAUAAUUAAUAUCAUUUUAAUUUAGGCUUUCGAAAAAAAUGUGGAUUGUUGUAGAAUAAAUUAUAUUUUAAAA
This is a messenger RNA of Diorhabda carinulata, 2473 nucleotides long. RefSeq names its product guanine nucleotide exchange factor for Rab-3A-like. Gene Ontology annotation, cellular component: Golgi to plasma membrane transport vesicle. The transcript has 9 exons. The coding region runs from base 419 to 1810 and encodes 463 amino acids. Lineage: Eukaryota; Metazoa; Arthropoda; Insecta; Coleoptera; Chrysomelidae. Gene Ontology annotation, molecular function: guanyl-nucleotide exchange factor activity. Gene Ontology annotation, biological process: exocytosis. The record is from RefSeq and is a predicted model, not a curated record.